Xyrauchen texanus (razorback sucker) is the source of this 5191-nucleotide messenger RNA. RefSeq names its product tumor necrosis factor ligand superfamily member 10-like. Gene Ontology annotation, molecular function: tumor necrosis factor receptor binding. Gene Ontology annotation, biological process: immune response. Gene Ontology annotation, cellular component: membrane. Bases 149 to 1090 code for a protein of 313 amino acids. The transcript has 5 exons. The record is from RefSeq and is a predicted model, not a curated record. Lineage: Eukaryota; Metazoa; Chordata; Actinopteri; Cypriniformes; Catostomidae.
UCCACACACUCGCUGCAUGCGUGUGUCGGGCAGACUGUACCCUCCCACGGCCGCUCUCCACCGAGAAGAAGGAGUUUAUUUACCGUGCUGUUGUAGAUGUAUAUUUGUUUAUCACUGACUGGUUUUAUACUCACGUCUUAGGAAUGCCAUGGCUACUCAGAAUAACCAGGAUUACUUCAGGUCGGUCAGCAGCGAGUCCAGCGCAUACAUGAUGGUUCCGGCGAACGGCCGCGUUCGGGACUCGCCGUCUAAGUUAUGGGUCGCAAUGGUCGUGAUUGUGGUGGUCGUGCUGCAAAUCGCCUCGACCACCGGGCUCUUUGUCUAUUUAAAUAUGUCUUUAUCGCAGGUUAAGAGUCAGGGGGUCACAGAAGAGCUGCGGUGCCUGGGUUUGCUCAAUGCGCUGGAUAAGGACAUAGACAUUCCUGAAGACCUGGCCCAACUGUUUGGAGAGCCCUGCAUCAAACUAGCUGAGGGUAUCAAGGCCUAUAUCUCCAAGGUUACAGACAGUAUCAUCUCCAAACAGGCUUUACACGAAGCAAGAGCCAUGCCUCAUCCAUAUAAUACAUCAGGGUCAAAGUUCAUGACCACUGUGGCACAGAGGCCAUCAGCCCACCUGACCCUUAGCAGCCUCCCAGGUGGUGCUCAGUACUCAAUGCCUCAACCAGACCUACACCAGUCCUGCCGCCACCCAGUGCGCUACUGGGCCAAUCAGAGCGUUCGCGGCCAUCUGUACAACAUGACGCUGGCCAAUGGACGCCUUCGUGUACCCCAGAAUGGCCGCUACUACCUGUACUCCCAGGUGUACUUCCGUUACCCCUCCCCCAGUGAGGGUGAUCAACACAGUGCAAGCCACCAGCUGGUCCAGUGUAUCUAUAAGAAAACCUCCUACCCAAGGCCCAUUCAGCUUUUGAAGGGAGUGGGGACCAAAUGUUGGGCACCUGAAGCAGAAUACGCACUUCAUUCCGUGUACCAGGGAGGCCUGUUUGAGCUGCAAGCAGGCGAUGAGGUGUUUGUGUCUGUCUCUUCUCCCAAUAUGGUAUAUGGUGAGGAUUCUUCUAGCUACUUUGGAGCUUUCCGUCUGGACCUCUGAAAGCAUAUCAGAGGAACUACCCCAGGACUACAUUGCCCAGAAUGCACUGGGCAGAACAUUCUGUGGCUGCAACCCAUAGAAGACUUAAUAAUUUCAUCGUCUAACUGUCCUUUCUAUAAAACAGACAUUGAAUAUUUGAAGGAUGCGUUAAUGAGCGACAUUCAGACAUGGUUGACAGAGGAAUUUAUGUAUAUUUCUACAAUCACAUCAAAGAUGUAAUUCUGAAACGGUAGCAAAAACAAGCAGGAACUCAUGCAAGGUUAAUUUGUGCUAAUGGAUGUAAGAACUAAAGACUCUCCUGUCCACUGGAGGGAAAUAUUUUUGUCUGCAACAGAUUUACCACAGAAUUUGGAAAACAGAGAUAUGAGAAGAGAACGAUGACAGCGGGAAUGUGGAGGAAAGAGAGCGGAGAGUGGAAGCAGCUCUACCAGCCUCAAAAGCACCAUCCUGGCAGGUUGCAGUACAUGUGAAAUUCUUGCUGUCCAGUCAAACCCAUGGAGCAGAAUGCCCUGACAUAAAAAAAAAAAACAGUUAUGACACAAACAGAAUUCCUCUUUUGCAUAGAUUACUUUUAGAUACACACCCACACUCAUAAGAUAAUUUAUGGCUUCCAAAUAUGCAAAACGCAGACAUAAGACAAAACAGAUUUCAUCUAAAUCAAAAAGCACAUGUGUUUAGUCUCCUAGUCAAACACAAAUCACACAGUCUUCGUCCAAUUAUCGCACACUUUUACAAGAUGCAGAUACACCUACAUUCACACUCAAACAGAGUCUCCCUCUGCUGUCUGGUCCGGGGUGCGGAGGAACUGCUGUCAGGGAGGGAACGCACAGAGGAACGUGCUCCCUGCCUCACGUGGUGUUCACUGUCUUAAAGGUUAAAUAAACACUAUGCCACACUGUUUGUUGAAAUGUUACACCCAGUCUUACAAUGCUUUGUUUUUGCUAAUGCUAGAUCUCACAAGAUCUCAGCUCACCCUGAAGAAAUCAUUUCUUGACCAGUGGCACAUCAUAUAUGUGUUUUCCAUCUUUCUUUCUCUCUGUGUGUGUGUUUGGUUGGUUCAACCUGUGUAUAUAUUGUGUUUUAUUCAGAAUCUCGUGGUUUGGAAUUGAAUGUACAAGCAUUGUAAUGCUGGCUUUUCUACUAAGGUUUCUUUCUUGCAUGGAAAUCAAACAUUGAGCCUCUCACUGUAAAUGUAAACAGCCUAGAAAAAAUUGACAUUCUCCAAAGGAAGCAGCACUGUGAAAGAGAAAUGGGAAAUUCUAUAUACUGUACGCCAGCUUUUCUGAGGAAAAAGUGUUUGUUUCAAGGAGGAGAGGGUGGGGUAAUAACUUUCCUCUGUAAAUGCUGCAAAACUGUCACAAUGGUGUUUCUCCGAUCAAACAAAACACUUUCAUUGUAAACCGCAAAUGGGUUUUCCUCUUUUUGGACUCUGCCCCAGUUUUUACUGAUAAAGUCAGAAAGAUCCCUUGCCAAGACAAUGCCUUAAAUCACUAAAUACAAGGAGAGCAAUUGAGUCAAGAAGGUAUGGACACAAUGUUAGUUAUACCUCAUAUUAUAAAACAUAAUUCUGUCUAGCUGUUAUCAGCAAUUCGUCUGGAUUAAGGAACUUGGAAAUAGAUUUCAUCCAAAGGGGAGAAACCAUUUAUUCUAUAAAAGGUUAAAGCUUUUUGAUGCCUUCAGUGCAAAGGCAUUUCACUCAGAUCUUCUGAAAUGCACAAUAAAACUUAAACAUUAUAUUGUUAUAACAGUGUCAUAAAACUGUUAUAACAUAAAUAAUGCCAUGAAGCUCCCCCCUGCCGGUUGCUAUUAUUGUUUUAAGGAAUGUGACAUCAAAUACCACCAAGUUUGGGGUAACGCUUCAGAAUAAGGUUCUAUUUGUUACCAUUAUUAAAUUAUUUAGAUAUUUUGAAGUAACAGUGGACACUGUUUUAUUAGGCUACAGCUUUUAUUAAUCUUGUUUAUUGUUCAUUUAUAAAAACACAAUUGUUCAUUGUUAGUUCAUGUAGUUCAUAAUGCAAUAAAUAAUGUUAAUAUAUACUUAACUUUUCAUUUUUAAAAUGUGUUAAUACAUGUUGAAAUUAACAUUAACCAAGAUUUAUAAAUGCUUUAAAAUAAUUGUUUAUUCAUGUUAACAAAUUCAACCUUAUUAUAAAGUGUUACCAAGUUUUGUGUCCUCAAUUAAAGUUAUAAUGUAUGUGUAAAAAUUCCUUUGUACCACUUUUAUGAAAGCCUCUCACAGAGUCUUCACUGUAAGUGAUGGAUAUCCAGUGCUAUUAGAAUUAUAAACAUAACAUUAGUAUUGCGACAAUGGCAUAUACUUGGUUAGAAAUAAAAGAUGAUUCAAAUUAGUAGGCCAGAGACCAGAAACAUCACAAGCUGGCUUUGAUGUAAUGGUCAGAAGUUAUUUAAAUACAUACCGAAAUUCAUAACACAAAACAUAUAUUUGUAAAUGAAGUCAUUUGAGUUCUGUCUGACAUAAAAUAGAUGGAUUAGCUCUGCAGUAGCUCUCUCUACACUUCUAGUUUAGACAGCUCUGUUGAUAUGAUGGAAAGUAUCUACAGUAUAGUUUUGUUAUGUCGCAACACUCCUUUUUACACUUAUCUGAGGUUCACAGUUCAUUAAGUUAGUGCCUGUUGUCACUAUUUCAUAUAUUCGGGUCACAGGACAAUGCCCACGUUCCCAGAUGAAGUAUGUGCUGGAUUAUAUUCAUACUACUCGCCUGCAUACCUAAAGAACAUUCUUCAUCAAAUGCAGUAAAUUCUCUGACAAUAAGCGAAGUCGUACGCAGCUUAACAUUUACCAAUAUAUGGGGAAAAACCAACCCAGACUUAAAGACAUACACAACGUCAUCAUUGCCCAAUACCCAUCAGUCUUUAUAGCCAUCAGAGCCCAGCGAGGCCUUGCACACCCUCACAAAUAAACAUCCACCUAAAGAUAACAAUGCAUCCCCAGAGUAUAUAUUGCAAUUGCACUCCCAUUGUUUCAAAAGACAGUUGGAGGCUUACAUUUAACCAGUCAGUCUGCUCUGGCCUGUGUGAGUGUACUAGUGGAAAUAAGUAUCUGUUGAACAUGAAGGUCGUGGUUAGGUCAGGGGUGGCCAGCAAUGAAAAAAAUUGGCUGAAUUCCAGCAUAUCUAGAUAGACUUCAGCAGGACUUGCCCUCUGAACCGCAUAGCACCACAAUGUGAGCACAGAAGAAAAAUGGAUGUUAAGUGUAUAUGUGCGUGUGUUUUUUAAUGAAAUGCUCCAGUGGUUUCUAAAAUAUUGGAUGUAAUAUUUUGCAUGCCCACUUUAAACAAAACUCUCACUGAGCUCUGGAGAGACUUUACAGGACUGCUGUGAAAAACUGGACGGAAUAUAACACAUCGAAAUCCAGUGAGCAACAUGAACUGUCAGGCGAAACAAAAAGACUAUUGUUUUUCCUUUUCCAGCGAGAGCCGCAAUACUUUUUUUGUCUUGAGAUUGUUAAAUUCUCUACCCACCAAUCUCCGGGUCUUUUCCAUGUAAAGAUGCACUGUUUACCAAUGUUGCGCCUCCAUCUUGGUAAGAAUGUACUGAUAUCUCUCACUCUUUAUUGUGUCAUUUUACAGUGUCUGAUCUGUGUGCUUAAAACAUGUGUUUGAGGUGUCAUUUCCAAUCAUUAAAGUGCCUUUUUUUUUUUUAAUCAUGAGUCACCUUUUGAUCAUGUAUUUUUAGUUAUUAUGCACUUUUAUGGGGUGGCCCAUAUCACAAUUUCUUCACUGCUUUGUUUUCUUUAAAACUUAUAGACACAAUACCACAAUCAAUAGCUCAUUUAUCCACCAAAACAAACACACUGCUCUAACACAGAAGAUGCUUUCACACACACACUUAGCUAUGUAAAGAACACACCACACUGAAAAAAGGGAAAACAGUUGAAAAUAAUAAACCAGUACACUUUAAAUCAUUUUAAUACAUUUAUGUUUGAGAAGAGAACAUAAUUAUAUUCAAGUCCAAUUGAUAUUCAACACAGACGUUAAAAAGUAAUAUGAUCACAUUGCUAUGAAAUGUUCAAAUGUAGUCAAACUUCUAACAUGUCAACCCAGUCUCAUGAAAAUUAAUUCUUAUUUUAUGAAUUGGCUAU